AUGGCGCGUGAAGGGGACUUUCUGGUGCGGAGCGAUGGUCCGCACGAGAGAGUCUUCCGCCUUCGCAAUACCGAGCUGGAGAUUGACUGCGAAUCAAUCUCCUCCGAGUGGACCACGGACUCAGAAGCCGAACGCACCAUUCAGCAAGAGCAGCUUGGGAGUAGAGGCAUAAUUGAGGAAAAGCAAACUCGCAGAAAGCGGAAGAAGCGUGCAUGGCGGUUGCGCCAUUGGCUGAGACGCGACGAUGACUCAGACAGCAAGAGCAGCGACUCCGAUAGCAGCAGUUCAACCAGCAGUGGCAGCUCCAGUAGCACGGACGGUGGAGAGCUGGGAAGCUUCAAGCGCCAACGGCAACAGGUCCAGCAGCAGUGGAAUAUCAUCAAGGGCCUCAAGUCCAACUUCUCGCCACCGCUGGAUGGCCCGCCGGUGCUGCCCACGGAGGAUCAACCGCUUCGCAACGACACAGAGGAUCGACCGCUUCCGCGAAGCGUCUCCUCUUCCGGCUUGUGCCUUUGCUGGAAGCUGAGAUAUCGAGCCUUUGCAGUGGCGCCCGGCUUUUUGCAGCAGCAAGACAUUGAGGCCAUUAGCAGCGCAGCAAAGCACAGCUCCGUCCGCGAGAUCAAUGACCGCAAAGGCUAUUUGGCCUUCAAACACAGGGUCUGGCGCUUUGAGUUGCAGCUGCGAGCAUUGUGGCCAGAUCUUUAUGCUCGCUUGAUGGCUGUGAUGCGCAGCGCGGACGAAGCGAAAUGGAAGCGGCUCAGCCAGGCUUCAUUCAAAGCCGCGUCCGGUGCGCUGGGCCUGCUCCAACAAUGCAGUUCCACGGUCGCUGUGAUGAUGCAACGAUCCGCAGAGCACUGCAGUGUGAAAGGUCUUUCUGACUUGCUGCCCUAUGCCAAACCCAUGAUGGGGCCACUGGUCUUUGACUGUCACAAAGCACAAGAUGUGCUCGUGCUAGGUCUCGGAGGCCAUUCGACCCGAGAAGUCUUGGCAGUUGACAACAAUGAGAAUGUGCUGAAAGUCGCCAGAAACUAUUUUGGCUUUCAAGGUGAAGCCAUGAUAGAUGAUAUUCACUCGGCAUUGUCCAAACUAUCCCGCCUAGAUAAGUCGUUUGAUGCAAUCGUCACAGAUGUGGGUCAUAAUAUCCGCUUGAACCAGGAGGACCUGCACAAUGUGGUCCAUUUGCUAAAGCCGAACGGGGUGCUCAUGGAAAAUUUGAGCACCCCAUCUUUUGCUGAAGAACAAGUAGCCCUCUUCAAAGACUUUCUGGGCGACGUAUCCGAAGAAGUCAGUUUCUUGAUUGAGUAG
Molecule: messenger RNA, 1305 nt
Organism: Durusdinium trenchii
Lineage: Eukaryota; Dinophyceae; Suessiales; Symbiodiniaceae
Source: the annotation of a GenBank genome assembly